CAUUCCAACUAUUUAACCUUGAGAUCAUGUAACGUGGAUGCUCACAAAGCAAAAAUCUGACCUUGUGACUUGAUCUUCAUAAUAAAAAGGAACAAAAAACACUUGGGUGAUUUAUUAUCAAACACGAUUGCAACAAUGAAACAACAACGACACCUCGCCAUAAUUUUUGCUCUUUCUUGGUUUAUGUCGAAGCUUCAAAAACGGAUGGAAGAUCAGAGGAACAAAAUGCUCACUUAAAGCAAGACUUUCCUUUCGGAGACUACAGAAAUUGUUUUGUCAAUGAUUUUUUUGCGCCCAGACUAGAAACGCUUCCCGGCAUAGGAUGGGAUAAUUUGCGAAACCGCGUUUCAGGAGAAGUUGCAUUCUUCAAUUACUCGCAAUGUCGUACAACGGAAGAUGGUAGAUAUCUUAUUCCUAAUGAUGUGUUUGUAACACCGUUAAAGGAAAGUGUAGCAUCAUUGUUCUCGGAACUUAUCGACCAUUGGUCAAAUUACAGCUCAAUGACAUCAACAACCAUUAAUCGUGAAGGCCAUGUGCUCACGGAAUAUGGCGUCAUUAGUGGAAAAUUUUCGUUUGAAUAUAAAUAUGUGAAGAAACAUCAGGUUGAAGAUUCAUCCAUUACGUCACGUGUUAUGUUACGUUAUCGUGUGUAUGCGGCACAUUUACAACCCCACGCUCAACUCCAUCCAAAAUUUAAAGCAAGGUUACUAGAUAUUGGUGCACAUCUGUUGAGCAAGAAUAUGCCUGUAGCAAGAUUCCUUGCAGAUAUGUUAAUACGUGAUUAUGGUACACAUUACAUCACUCGUCUUGAUGCUGGUGGAAUCCUUGCGAAACUGGAUCAUAUUCUCAAAUCUUACGUUAAAUCAAGCACAAAAAGAGAUCAAAGAAUCAACCAGUGCUUCUUUCUUUGGCCUUUUUGGGACGAGUGAAUCCAUUUUGCAUAAGCAUAAAGUCAGUACAUCUUAUACAAAGAAUGUCAUGGAUUCUAAAGCAUUCACUUAUGGUGGCCCUCCCGUCAGAAAUAACUUAACCAUCGAAUAUUGGGAAGAUAAUCUUCUCAACAAUCUCGUUUCCAUUGACCGUGAAGGAGACCCCUUGAAUUUUAUAAUUACACCCGAUGUAUUACCGGAACUUCCCGAGGAGACAACGUUCCAGUUAAGUUCCAUUGUUUUGAAGUCACUUCAGCUAUAUUAUAAAAACAAUGCUAUCACAGGUUGUACGGAUGCUGAAUCACCAAACUUCAAUUUUCAAGCGAACGUGGAUGAUCAUUCAUGCAAAGCAUUACAAACCAAUUUUACAUGGGGUGUUUUUCAAACCUGCAAAUCUAAAGGCUCACCUCCCAACGACCCAUGUGUUGGUUAUAGACAAAAAAAUCCCAAAACCCAGACAUACAGUUGUCCUAAAGAAUACAGACAAAUCCACUUGCAUCAAGGAACGUUGGCUACGCAAUGUAAAAGGUCUUGCCACGGAAGGUGGAUAUUUAAAAGGUGUCACACUCAUUGUGGAGGGGGUGUAUACAGUACAUACUGGUGUGCAGCUAACGGUAGUGUCCAUCAGGACUCAGGUUAUAUGUUCGGUGGGAUGUACAGUGAUUCGGUUAAUAACGUGAUUACAAACGCCAAGAAAUGUCAAAAGUUUUACCCACAAAGAUUUGGACCCAAAGACGUCUAUGUAUGCAUUAGCGAUGAUUACGAGCUCGGAGCUCAAUACAGAAUACCCUUUGGUGGUUUUAUAAGCUGCAUGACUGGAAAUCCAUUGGCUGGGACCCAACACCAAGGUUCGACGUCAUCGGAUACAACAAACGAAAAAUUUCAAUGCCGAAACGUUGUCCCCAUGGUUUCACACAACAUUUAGUUGUCAUUGACGAAGACUGCGAGAUAAAUUACUGUACUAAAGCUAACUUCCUGACUGCAAAGGGCUUGCCCACAAUCAAACGACCACCGUUCCACAGCAAACCGAAAUUCAACACCAAUAUCAUGAUUCCAUUGAUCAUCGAAAACAAUGAUACAAACAAAGUAUACAUACGUCUUGAAGAAAAAGUGAAAGAUGGAUUGAACUCACACCUAAAAUGGCCAUAAAUAUGCCACUAAGAAAUGAAAUACCAGAAAAAAGUGCCGUUGAAGUUUUAAUGCGCGAAGUGGAAGAAAUGAAAAAAGAGGAGAAUCAAUACACAGGGGACUCCAGCAAAAAAAGCCAUGGCUUGAGUGCUGGUGCUACAGUAGGAAUAACUAUCGGGGCCACGUUGUUUGCAGGAAUCUUAAUUAUUCUGAUCUUCAAGUUUCGUCGUCGACAAAGUCCGUCAAUAAACGCCAACCGCUCCCGUUCGGGAUAUAACACUUUUGAAGAUUCGUAAACAGUUUAAAUAAAUUUUAAGCAAGUAAUAGCGUUAACACGGUAUUGUUUAAACAAUAUCAACUUUAAUAUGAAUAAUACGUAUGUAUGAAGUAUUAAUGACAACAAUCACAUACCUUGAUUGGGUUAACCAAGGAUGAGUUUGUUUUAUAUUUUUAUCAGUAUUGAUUGUAAUAUGAACAGCAAAUGUCGGGUCGUGAUUAAAUAUUAAUUCUCCCCCUUCGA
Messenger RNA from Xenia sp. Carnegie-2017, 2577 nucleotides. Its product is annotated as macrophage-expressed gene 1 protein-like. The record is from RefSeq and is a predicted model, not a curated record. Lineage: Eukaryota; Metazoa; Cnidaria; Anthozoa; Malacalcyonacea; Xeniidae.